UUAAUUAACAUGUAUUGCCCCACCCAUAGCAAGGGACUGGCCUGCUCCAUUGGUCAGCCGAGCACCAUGGAUUUGCAUCCAGGCUCUUAUUAACGGUGGCCCUGGGGAGGCGAGCUGUGGCUGGCUGCAAGGAUGGGGCUGCUGAUGCUCUUGCUAUGGAGCACUUUGCUAGGAGCAGAGUGCAGGCUGCAGGAGAAGGCCCCCGCGUUUGGAGAGGUCUAUCACGUGACAGGGGUCCUUCACCUGCCCUACGCUGAAAUCAAGGAGCCCUUCGAAGCCUGGUACAACCUGAGCGGGAAACAGAGCCGGAUCCAGUACUACAAUGGGCAGGUGAUCACGUACCAGUUUGGGGCCGUGGGGCCCUUCGGGGCCAGCUUUAAGGUGACCCCAGAAACCACUGAGACGGAGGUGAACGUGCGGAAGUGCUUUCGAGUCAAUGGCACCGACCAGUACCUCAUCACCCCGCAGAGCAUCUUUCCCAGCCUGGACGGCUUCAAGCCUGUGCGAGAGGAGUACUACCAGGGGCAGCUGUGCCGCGUCUGGCAGAACGUGUCCUACUGGGGCCGGAAGAAGAACCUGUACACGCUGCGGGUGGCCAGCUCGGCCGAGGGCCCCGCGCCCGUGCACUACGAGAUGCGUGGCUUCAACACACUGCUGGGCUCCCACUACGACAAGUACGAGAUCCACUACACCAGCUUCUCCCGCAAGUUCCCAGCCGGGGUCUUCAGCCUCCCCCAGGGGAUCACAUGCGAGCACUGGCCGGGGGCUGGGCCGGAGCAUUGGAUCAUGGCUAACCCCAUGCAGGAGUUUGUUGGGCGCAGCGGCGAUGCAGACCGAGCCCAUCACCACCUCUUCCACCACUACCAGGAGAAGUUUGGGAAGCGCUACAGCGGCGAGAGGGAGCUGGAGCACCGGAAGCAUGCCUUCAUCCACAACAUGAGGUACGUGCACUCCAAGAACCGGGCCAACCUGCCCUACAAGCUGGCGCUGAACCACCUGGCCGACCGCACGCCGGAGGAGAUGGCCGUGCUGCGGGGGCGGCUGAAGAGCGGGGCGCGCAACAACGGGCAUCCCUUCCCGGCGCACAGGUAUCGGCGCCUCAUCCUGCCCGAGAGCUUGGACUGGCGGCUGUACGGCGCCGUGACCCCCGUGAAGGACCAGGCUGUGUGCGGCUCUUGCUGGAGCUUUGCAACCACGGGGGCCUUGGAGGGGGCCCUCUUCCUCCAGACCGGCGAGCUGACCCCGCUGUCCCAGCAAGCGCUGAUCGACUGCUCCUGGGGCUUUGGGAACCACGCCUGCGACGGGGGCGAGGAGUGGCAGGCCUACGAGUGGAUCAUGAAGCACGGCAUCGCCAGCACCGAGUCCUACGGGCCAUACCUGGGCCAGAACGGGUACUGCCACUCCAAUCAGUCUGAGCCCGUCGCCAAAGUAGCCGGCUACCUCAACGUGGCCGCCGGCAAUGCCACGGCCCUGAAAGCUGCUCUCUACAAGCACGGCCCCGUGGCCGUGAACAUCGAUGCCUCCCACAAGUCCUUUGCCUUCUACUCCAGCGGCGUCUACUACGAGCCUGCCUGCGGCAAUGAGCUCAAUGAGCUGGACCACGCCGUGCUGGCUGUGGGCUACGGGGUGCUGCAGGGGGAAAGCUACUGGCUCAUCAAGAACUCCUGGUCCACGUACUGGGGCAACGAUGGCUACAUCCUCAUGGCCAUGAGGGACAACAACUGUGGCGUGGCCACUGCGGCCACCUACCCCUUCCUGGCUUGAUCAGCUGUGCCUGACAUGCUGCCCGCCGGCGUGGCCUGUGUCUGCCCCACGUAGUGGCUAUUCCUGGGUUCACGGCAUCUAGUCCCCUGCAGCCACAAGCAACUGAAGAGGAAGAGCCCUCUGGGCUGGGGACCAUGUGGGUCAUGUACCAAAGCCUAAUGCCAAGGGAUGAAGCCAAUAGUGCGUGAAGCGGCACCGGGGUGGCAAGCCCCAGACUCCGAAUCAGGGCCCCAGGGUGCUGAUGGGAGGGCUGCAGUGCCAGGACCUCUGCUUCCUACCAAGAAGCACAAGGUGCUGAGUCUCGGGGUCAUGCAUGUGACUGAUCUAGCAAUAAAUGUAAUGGGAAAAA
This is a messenger RNA of Gavialis gangeticus (Gharial), 2113 nucleotides long. RefSeq names its product digestive cysteine proteinase 1-like. Gene Ontology annotation, molecular function: cysteine-type endopeptidase activity. The transcript has 11 exons. The record is from RefSeq and is a predicted model, not a curated record. NCBI's taxonomy places the organism in Eukaryota, Metazoa, Chordata, Crocodylia, Gavialidae. Bases 133 to 1764 code for a protein of 543 amino acids. Gene Ontology annotation, cellular component: lysosome. Gene Ontology annotation, biological process: immune response.